Molecule: messenger RNA, 351 nt
Organism: Paramecium tetraurelia
Lineage: Eukaryota; Ciliophora; Oligohymenophorea; Peniculida; Parameciidae
Exons: 1
Source: RefSeq, a predicted model, not a curated record
AUGAAUCUAUUCAAUCUCUUGCCAUUUAACAAGUAAAUCACUGACAGUCACAAUGCUGAUAUACAAAAUCUGAAUUCCGUUUAAAUCAUUGAUUCAGUUACACAAUAACUUCGAAACAAUAUUAGAAGUAACUCUAAAUCCAACUCCAAAAUUAUAUUAUAACAGUUAUUUUCAAACCAGAAGAACUAAAAUACUAGCAACGAUUAGGAACAACAAACCAUAUUAAAUUACACCGAUGUUGACUACGUAGAAUAACAAAAUCAAGAAUUAAGAGUACUUAUUGAUAGAACCAUCAGUAAUAUGAGGAUAAGUUAAAGUAAUCUAUAAUCAAAUACAAAGAAGCUAAAUUGA